GACAACCGAGUCGCUGAACUUGAAACCGAACUCGAAGAAGUCGAAACUCCGCGAAAUCUUGUGGAAAGACCAAACUGCAGAGUUCGGAAUUGGAGGUGAACAAACUUUAUUUACACAAGUGUGAGAACUUAGAAGCACAGCUGCAACUGUUGCGGACAGCGUUACAGGACGCAAACUUGCCGGAAAAUUCAAGCAAGCUAUAUCAAAGGAACGACACACGUGAAGGUUAGUGUUAAAAAAAAACAAACAAAAAAACAAAAAACAAAAAAACAGUAUCGCUUUAUGUCAUACUUGCAAAUAGUCCCAUAUUAAUCAAUACAGCAAAAGCGUAGAUAUUAUACAGUGCACAGAAGUGUAUCCCUCUGCUUUCAUUCGGAUAUUUUUCUUGAAAAUGGGUUGUGGCUUGGAGAAAACCCUUUCGGGUAGUCUCCUCUUUUAUAGCCCUCAACAAAGCAUAAGAUAGUCAGGGGUCUCUUCUCUCUCUCAUCACUACAUUGUAAAUUGAAUGCGGAAUGAAAGAUACUGGCCAUUUUUUGACUGACUUCUUGGCGAUUCUGCCAAAUUUUGAAAACUUGCUGACUUUGUUCAAAAUAUUUCUCGCUCCCUUAUAAUUUCUGCGCGGUACGCUGCGAAAUCCGAGGCCCAGCCUUAAGGGUAUAAGAGCUGUGGAGGUGAUUAUAGUUUCUUCAUUACCUCUGGCGGAAGUACGUUGUAGCAGUACAGUGGAACGUCGAUAUAACAAAUCUAUAUAUAACUAAGUACUCGUUACCUUAUGACGAACGGAGUAUGAGAAAAGCAAUAGUAAAAGAAGCUCCUAUUUAACGAAACCUCGUUAUACCGAACAGUUUUGCUAGUCUCUUUUCUUUGUAUUUAUUGUAAUUCGCAAAACAAUUAGAUUGACAACAAGAUUACUAACAAAAUAACAUUUUCUCUUUCUUUACGUAGGACGAUUGUCCGGUCUGCAAAGUUCUAAGGAUGAUUUUGAAGAGCCAUUUGAUGACUCAUCGGGAAGACAGUCGCGACGAGUGGAGUGUAAACGGACUUCUCGGUGUCAAAAAAGCAGAACUUCGACACGGCUAAGAAGCGAAUCAUCACAAACUAAAGAAUGUAAGAACAGUCAAACUGUUACCACUUUUUCUCAUUUCUACAGUGUAACAGGAUUUGAGACUUUUCACUUGACUGUUUUUUUUUUAUGCUUCCCGUCUUUGAUUCUCAGAAAGUGCAAUGUUUAUGAUCUAUGAAUAUAUGAAAUCACUGAAUUUUUAAUUAAGAAGAACUUCAUGCCAUAAACGGUUUCCUUAGAUUUUCAUGCGGGUUUGAAUUGUUUUGCAGACAACCUUAGUACAAUAGUUCAAUAGUUAUGUUUCUUCCAAGCUAAGAGGACAACAUUGUGCGAUUCCUUAUUAUCUUUACAUUUCCUUUUACUGUUUUUCUGUUGUUUUUGGUUCAGAUCAUUUUAAGGUAUGAGGGAGAUUUCGAUACUAAAGGUGUAUUCACUACCUCGGUUUCAAUGCUGGAGUCAGUAUGUGGCUGAAUCCUGCUCGAGUACCGUCUUCCGGAGUGAAAGUAAGCUACUGCGAUGGUAAUGGUCGUGGAGACCCUGAAAAUAUCUUGGAAUAUUUCACUCCCGGCAACAGUUCCACACGAUCUGGAUGGUGUCUGGAUUUGGGAGAUUACUACACGCUGCGGCUUACCGACUACACUGUGAGGCAGCUCGGAUGCAAUGACAGAAACUUUCUUCAAAACUUUGAACUCCUUGGCAGGCUUUGUAAUGACGAUGAUUGGUGUUUGCUGGGCAGGCAUCAUCAAGUUGAUUGGAGGUCGCAGCGUUUUUCACAUAUGCUGUCAGGAAAUAAAGACUUGUCAUAUAAAACAAAAACGUGGUCUGUGAAAGGAGAAGUAAGAGCUUACCGCCAGUUCAAGAUAGUCCACAUAAAAGACAUGUCGACCAGUGUGCCAGGCACGCAUGCUAUGUCCCUGGCUGGUAUCGAGUUAUAUGGAGUACUUAGUGUGCCAUAUUUGGACUAG
This is a messenger RNA of Porites evermanni, 2028 nucleotides long. The record is from the annotation of a GenBank genome assembly. NCBI's taxonomy places the organism in Eukaryota, Metazoa, Cnidaria, Anthozoa, Scleractinia, Poritidae.